CUUUAAAAAAAUCCUCCCACCAUCACCACCAUAAUCUCUCUCUAGAUCUCACCGUUAGUGUUCUAGCAAGAGAGGGGAGUGGAGAGGAGUGAUGAGAGAGUGAACCUCUCUCUCUCUCUCCCCUACUACUACUACUACUACUCACUGGCAGUUCAACUCUAAACUUGACCAAAAAUUCACUCAAGCACAUCCACAAGCUUAAACUGAACUAGGCAAGAGGACGAUGAUGUCUCGUGAGCCGGCAGACGAGCGGAAGGCUUCGCCGGCUCGGCGCAGCUCGGUUGCCAAGCUAAAGACCGCCUCCUCUUCCUUGGCCAACCUCCUCUCCGUCUUCCUCGGGGCCAACAACUCCCCGUCGGAGCCGAGGCCGAGGCGGGGCUUCGAUGCCGACGGCGUUGGGCUGGGCAUCGUCGCGGCCAUGAGCCACGCGUGCCUGACCGGGGCCGAGCCGAUCGCGAUUGGCGCCGCGGCGGGGCGCCGUGCGCGCGAGGAGGCCGAGCUCUCCGAGAGCUACACGUGCGUCAUCACGCACGUGACCGGCAACGACGGCGCCGGCCGCAGCGUCCGGAAGCGCGUGUACUUCGGUUUCGGUGACGGCGGCGGCUAUCUUGUGGAAGCCGAUGAGGAGCCAGCGCCGGCUGCUGACUUCUUGAGCCGGUGCUGCCUCUGUGACAUGAGGCUUGAUGGGCUCGACAUCUACAUGUACAGGGGGGAGAAAGCCUUCUGCAGUUCCGAGUGCCGAUGCCACCAGAUCCUUAUGGACGACCGUGCUGAGAACUGUGGAUCUGAAGCCCUCAGGGCCAGCAACUACUCAGCAUCGCCAUGCUCUGCCCCGAUGGCCUUCUCACCCAGUGUCGCAGCGUCCUAGUUUAUAAUUUUCAUAAUGCCAUUGAGCUGCUUCUCAAGUCUGUGUUAGCAAAGAAUAUAGAGAUCGAACAGGCCAUUUAAGUGGAUGGAACAUAGAGUAAUCUCUAAAAUGCUUCUUAACUAUGAUAUGAAUAAAAGAGAGGAACAUAUUUUUUAGAUUAUGCUCACUGUAAGAUGUUAAGCAAUUCUGAGUGUGCUUGCAUUUUUAUGUAUGAAGUGGAGCUGAUUGGCUAAGAAAUUUGAUAUCCUAUCACUUCA
This is a messenger RNA of Phragmites australis (common reed), 1125 nucleotides long. RefSeq names its product FCS-Like Zinc finger 13-like. NCBI's taxonomy places the organism in Eukaryota, Viridiplantae, Streptophyta, Magnoliopsida, Poales, Poaceae. The record is from RefSeq and is a predicted model, not a curated record. Bases 224 to 868 code for a protein of 214 amino acids. The transcript is spliced from 2 exons.